AUGGUUACCAAAAUAUGGAGCAGCUGCAUGCCGAAACCGAGCAGCUCACCGAACCGCGUCGAACGGCAUCACUUCUAUCUGUGCCAGUGGCAAAGCAGCACCCAGGUCGGUAUAUGCUACCUGCUGUACCGGCUGAUAGUGGCCAUCGUGUUCCUGGCGAUGCUCGUCUGCUCCGUGCUGGACAUCGGCCGGUCGGAACCGAUGUUCGAGCACCACUACGCCAAAUGGUGGAUCUACCUGACGCACUGGGCCCUGAUAGCGUGCACCAUCCAGGCCUGGCUGGCCGCCAUCAUCGUCACCAAAGGGCUGAUGAUCGACCGGAAUGAGUUUGAGUGGAACAUCCACGUCGCACGGGAAAGUCGGCUGCAUUCGGUCUACUGGAUUGCGUACACGAUUGCGACCGUCUACUCGUUCAUCGUCACCAUCGUUUACUGGACGUUCGUGUACGACCCAAGUAAAAACCGCGUCGAUGCCGUAAAUCUCAUGGUGCACGUGCUCAACUCCAUCAUUAUGCUAAUUGACCUGACCAUCGUCGGACAUCCGAUCAAGCUGAACCACGCGUACUGGACGACCGGCAUCGGGGUGGCAUAUGCGCUCUUCUCCAUCAUCUAUUACUUGGCCGGCGGAACGGACAGACACAACGACUCCAGCAUCUACAAGAUGCUCGACUGGACGAAGCCGGGCAAAUCGAUCGUCAUCUGUGCGCUCGGCAUCUUCGCCGUGUUCCUGAUGCACUUCCUGUGCUACUGCCUGUACUGCCUGCGAGUGUGGCUGUACGCGCGUGUCUGCGUCCAGGGCAAUAGCAGCAAGUCGAGCAGCAACGAGAAGAUCACCUCGAUCACGCGAACUCUCUCCUCGAUGGAAGAGGCGCAGCGGGAGAACUUCCUCAAUCCAACAGCCGUCGUCGAUCUGAAAGAAUCGCGCCACGACGGAAGGGGCUUGCGUCAGGUGGCUUCACUGCGCUAAUAGCACCUUUGCUCGACCAAUGUCUCCCCAGAGUUAACAGCGAUAUCCCGUGUGUGCAUGUGCGCUCGUGUGCAUGUGCAUUUGCAUCGUGAUUCGGUUUUCGUUUUUUUUUACGCUUUUUGUUCUCGUUUGAUGUUGGCAACAUUUUGGGGGAAAAAAAACCCUCCGGGAGAACGGUAUUCGGCCAGAGAAAGAAGUGUUUCGGUGUGCCGAACGCGCCCAGGAGCCAGGAAGCCAACGUGUCCAACGGUUUGGGUGCCAGCCCAGGGUCGAUCGCAUGGAUGCACAUUUUUGCGUUCGAUUGCGACCCAUUUCGGGGCACCCGAUUUCAAUACUCGCAUUUAACGAUAUAGGUUUCUCGUUCGUUCAGUCAUCGUACUAGUUUAGGUUAGCGUUUUAGUUUAGCGUCGAUUGUCGUGGUGCGGGAAACUGCCGGAAAAGCUCCCGCCAGUACGCAUUUUCCCCACGUGCGCCGGCCCACAAGCACCGCGAAGCGUUCGUGUUUGGAUGUGCGGCGUGGUUUUGUUCCUAAUAAUCGUAGUGCUGCCCGUAUGGGUUGCAGCGUAAGCGUUCGUACCGUUUCCUCUAUCACGUCCCCUUUCGAAGAUCCCUUCACCCACGCACCUUCCGGCCUCCCCGGUUCACCUUCCCCCGUCCUAGAACUGUCCGCAGGGUUCGUUCACAGUAGCAUCUCUUUUCCCGUAAUCGUAUUAUAAACGCAAAGAGACACAAAAUGACACACAAAAAAAAGAUUUGAAAAAAAAAUUGAAAAAGAAAACAAAGCGUUAAAAAAACAUAAACACACACACACACACAGAGACAGAGACACAAAAAGCAUCACCGAUUCGUGCGCCUACCGCUCGAAACCACUGACAUCACUCACGAAAUGUUAGAACUAGCGUAUAAAGUUAAUAUUUGCUCACAAAACGUUUUUUCGUCGGUGAACGGUGGCGAGGGAUUACAAAACGAAACCAAAUACAUACCCACUCACACACACACACACACGCACACAGAACAAUGCAAGUUGAAAGUAAACAAAAAAAAACACUCACAUAAGUAACAAAAAACACACAAUGUUGGAUCCCGUAAGAAUGCGUCUUUAAAGUACAGUCGUUGAUUCUAGAAAUAUAUUUGAAGACAUAAAACAAGUAUCAUAGUAAAAGGAACAAAACAAAAAGACAAAAUGAUUAGAUUGUUUGGUAGGAAGGAAGUGGAGGGCUGGUAAGAUGUAGGGGCAAUAAGAGUUAAAAAAAAACUCGUAUAUGAAGGCAAGACGUUGGUUCGCUUCUGCAAUAGUCUGCAAAACGGAAAACUGGUGAUAUUCUCAACUGUUACGAGGGAGAGCCCGAUCCCGUGCGUAAGUUUUAGCGUUAACAAUGUCCCGAAAAGGGCCACACCAUUGAUAGCAUUGACGGAUCGGAGAGGCAGGCGCCAUCUGGAGAUUCAAACGCAGAUUGAAUGCAUUUUAAUGGGGCGUAGAAAUUCUGUAACAGACAAACGUGCGAGAAUGGUACAACAUAAACGAGAGAGACCGAGAGAGAGUGCGGGAGUGAGCAAUCAAAACUAAACAAGUGAGGGGAAAGCAAACAACCAAACAAAGAAACAAACAUUCCAUUUAUAAGUUGAUUGGUUUGUCUAGAGUAAAGCGAAAGCAAAGUAUAUAAAAAUCAUGUUCA
Molecule: messenger RNA, 2642 nt
Organism: Anopheles nili
Lineage: Eukaryota; Metazoa; Arthropoda; Insecta; Diptera; Culicidae
Product: protein rolling stone
Exons: 6
Coding region: 1-966 (321 amino acids)
Cellular component (GO): membrane
Source: RefSeq, a predicted model, not a curated record